Prunus armeniaca (apricot) is the source of this 774-nucleotide messenger RNA. The record is from the annotation of a GenBank genome assembly. Lineage: Eukaryota; Viridiplantae; Streptophyta; Magnoliopsida; Rosales; Rosaceae.
AUGUGGAAAAUGGAGGCAAAGUCUUCCCAAACGAGGAAGAUGGAAGAACUGUCAGUAAAGCAUCCAACACCAUUUAUUCCUAAGUUGGAACCAUCAGGGGAGCCUGAUCUACAAUUUGACCGGCUGCAAACAUCAGAUCAAGAUUUAGUUCAAGAGAAAAAGUUUGAAUUUGGACGAUUUAUUGCACGAGAGGCCAUCCUUGAUGAAGAAUUGUGGACAGCAGCAUGGUUACGUGCAGAAAGUCACUGGGAGGAUCGGGCAAAUGACCGAUUUGCUGACAGCUACAAAAGGAAAUUUGCAGAUCAGGAAUUUAAUGCUAUAAAAAGACGAAGAAAAGGGGAAUAUGGGCAGAAAUGCUCAUGCAUUAUCACGGUGAGGAAGGAAUCAAAGAAUAUGAAAUACACUGUUGUGAAAAGUGUAGUUGGAACACUUGAUUUGAGCAUCCGGUACUUGUUGGAUGGAGAGACCUUUCCAGGGGAGCGGGAAAAGGCUCCUCCCUUUUGCAGCAUCAACAGAACGCAGUCAAAUAGAUAUGGUUAUAUUUCAAACUUAUGCGUCUCCAAAGCAGCACGUUGCCAGGGUAUUGCAAGCAGUAUGAUGCAUUUUGCUAUUAGAUUAGCAUUGUUAGAGGGUGCAGAACAGGUUUAUGUGCAUGUGCAUAGAAAGAACAAACCAGCACAGGAACUGUACCGAAAGAUGGGCUUUGAGAUGGUUGAAAAGGCGACCUCUCAAUUAGAAGAAGAGCAAACUUAUUUGCUUCGUUUCAAGACCUGA